Orussus abietinus is the source of this 1140-nucleotide messenger RNA. RefSeq lists its product as uncharacterized. Bases 148 to 990 code for a protein of 280 amino acids. The record is from RefSeq and is a predicted model, not a curated record. The transcript has 5 exons. NCBI's taxonomy places the organism in Eukaryota, Metazoa, Arthropoda, Insecta, Hymenoptera, Orussidae.
ACAGCACCGCCCUAAUGUAGUCCAUACAUCUUCCACGCGUAGUCGCAAACGGACGUUGCAGAAGUGAUUUCCUCGAAUUUUAGGACAAAUUUUCCAAUUUACCCCUGCGUCGUUUAAGAACUCGCUGGAAUACCUUGCAGCCGCGAAAUGGAGGUUGUUAAAUAUUCCAUCCUUUUUUGCAUCGUAACAGGGACAUCGGUAUGGGCUCAGCCCGUAAAAAGAGGAUCUCAAAGUGGGAAUUCCUCCAGAAGGAAAAUCUCCAUCGACAUCAAGUUGCCACCGUGUGCGGCAGUGAGUUUCCUGGAAAAUGGCGCGGCGUCAUCCGAUGACUUUUCCGGAGAACACCUCGGGAGGAGUUCCGCCGUCGAAAAAGCCGACGGGAGAAGAAAAACCACUCGCGACUCGGGGGAAGUUUCCGCGGAUGCACUCGGAGGCAAGAAGAAUGAUCAACCACGAAGAAACAUGGGCGAGGCCUUAAGAGCCGAGAAUGACAGGGAGGAAACUUCCGGUGCGAGCGACUCGGGGAAUCCGUUGGCGAAAUCAACCGAAAACGGGACAAACGAUGGCGACGAGAGGAAACCGGACGACAGUUCUUCGAUUUUCUAUCAGCAACAAUUCCAGAACGUCGUGUCGAAGUUCAAGACCCUGCCAGAGGGGACGAAGAAUCAGUUUUGCGAGUCGUUGACAUCGGGCGCGUUCUCCAACCCGAGCAAGGAGCUGGAAAAGCUGCUGGAGAACCAGGAAAUACCUCCCUUGGUGGACGCCUCCCUGGACCAAAAGCUAAUGGACACCCUGCUUCGCGCCAGGACGAAGGCCGAAAAGGACUAUCUGCUCCUGAUCUGGGUCUGCGACACUCGCUCCAAGUUUGACUCCAAAACUGUGAGAUCCGAGGGUCGCAGGGCGUUCGAUAACGAGGUCGAGAUCGAGAAUAGCGACUCCUCGAGAAAUUCUGACAGUGACGAGGGAGUAUCCGAGGAAGACGGCUCGUAGAAAAAAAAAAAAAUGUAUUUCCAAGUUGAAACGUCAACAAGGAACGAGGCCAUCUCGCGCAGUGCUCUUCGUUUGGUUAUCGCCGUCGCUAAACUUUUUCAAAUUAUCCAACUGUCCGUCAGUAAAUACAGGGUAAAGUCGAGCGACCGA